AUGCGGACUCAAAAACAUAGCAGACUCUUAAUUACUACGAUAUUCACCUUGAAGCAGCUUCAACUAAGCUCAUCACUACUGCAGUUGAGUCCCAGGCUUUUUUCACCAAAUGACAACCUCUCUAGCGAAAGAUCGGUGCGGAUCCUGCGCGCAUUGUACGUAAGUUUUCGAGAGAUCUUCCAAAUUUUGAUUGAUCCACGGAUGCAAAUUUAUCGUCAUCGCCGCAACCUUUAUGCGACUCUCAUAGUCCGUAUCUAG
Molecule: messenger RNA, 258 nt
Organism: Plasmopara halstedii
Lineage: Eukaryota; Oomycota; Peronosporomycetes; Peronosporales; Peronosporaceae
Exons: 2
Coding region: 1-258 (85 amino acids)
Source: RefSeq, a predicted model, not a curated record